GGUUAGCACUUGACUUUUAACGGCGCGGUUCGAAAUCUUUCAAAGAAAUAGGAAAAUAAGCGAAUUAAAUAUACGUAAAGUGAAAUGCUGAUGAAUAUAAGUUGAUAUUUAUCAGAUUAUUGGAAUCAAUAACUGUAAUAUAGUAUAUUGUUUCUGAAUAAUUUACCUAAUAACGAUAUGGCGGACGACGACUUUAGUAAAUUAUUACAACAAGCUGAACAGUUAACAACUGAAAUAGAAGGAAAUGAAGAGCUACCGAGAGUUGAACGAUCUCUUGGUCAAGUCCUGGAGGCCUCGCAUGAGUUAUAUUCAAGAGUUAUACAAUCAGGAGCAAAUGAUAUCCAAGCACAUCUUCUAUUUGGCUCAAAAGGCAUAGAUCUUCAACAAAUAUCUCAAAAAUUAGAGACGCUUAGUUCAAAGCGCACAUUUGAACCACUUCAACCUAUAGCUGACUCAGAUGUGGAAAGUUUUUUAAAAAAUGAAAGAGAAAAUGCUAUUUUAUCACUCAUUGAUGAAGUUAAUAAAAAUUCAUUGCAAACAACAGAAGACCAAAAAUGGGAGCACAUGCUUUCAGAGUGGAACAAAGAGAAAACAAAUCUAAUGAAUGCUAUGAUAGGACCUUCACAGAACUGGCUAGAUCUUAAAAAGACACCGGAGCCUCCAAGUAUUGCCGAUGCUCCUAAAAAGUUUGGGCAUUCUAUGCUGGACAGCAUAGAGGCUGCAUAUGCUAGACAAAUCCAACAGUACAAUAAACUGAUAUUCCAAGGUUCCAAGCCUAGGACAGCAUUGCACCAGAAAUUUGCACAAGUUGCUGAGGAACUAAAUGAAACGAAAGUAAGAGAAAUGUGGGAGAUAAUAAAGACAAUGACCAACAUACCUGCUAUUGUGCGGGAUGAAGAUCCACUAAAAGCUCGAGGCAAUCCUGCAAUUCAACAGUGUCUAAUAGCACAAGGCAAGAAAUAUUUAGAAAAAAGGUACAAACAAUACAUGAGUGAUGUUGUACGUGCAAAUCCUGCUGCAGCUAUGAGAGGUGGGGAACCCGGUACAUAUCCAUUGGUACGAGGCUUUGUAGGCCUUCGUUUACAAGGACAGGGCAGUCAGGGUUUAGCUGACGGCGUAGUUGAUGACCGUCCGCUAUGGCCUAUGAUAUACUACUGUCUCAGAAGUGGAGAUGCAAAUGCUGCAUUACAUUGUUUACGUAAAGCAGGACGUGAUCAUGAAGAAUUCAUAUCAGCACUUGAAGAGCAUAUCAGGAAUCCAGAAAAAGCCUUAAGUGAUAAAUUGCAGACAGCCAUUAACUUUCAAUAUAGGAUUCAAGUUCGCAAUUCAACCGAUCCUUACAAAAGAGCUGUGUAUUGUGUAAUUGGUUGUUGUGAUGUGAGUGAUGAGCAUUCAGAAGUGGCACGCACUGCUGACGACUACCUCUGGUUGAAGCUGUCCAUCAUAAAAUCUCGUCCCAACAAUGAGCCAGUUGCAUUCACAUAUUCUGAUCUUCAGAAACUUAUCUUGGAGGAAUAUGGUGAAACUCAUUACCAUGCUUAUGAAAAACCGUUGGUAUAUUUCCAAGUACUGAUGUUGACAGGACAGUUUGAACCAGCUCUUGAGUUUCUAUCUAGAAUACCAAGAUAUCAAGUUCAUGGUGUUCAUAUGGCUCUAGCACUUCACGAUGUUUAUAUGUUGGGUACACCGAGGAAUGUACAAGCUCCUUUAUUAUCUGUAGACACAGAUGAUCCUAAUCCACUUCGUAGAUUAAAUUUGGCAAGAUUGUUACUACUUUAUGUGAGAAAGUUUGAACUUUCUGAUCCAUCUGAUGCCUUACAUUACUAUUUCUUUUUGAGGAAUUUGAAAGACCCAAGUGGUAAAAAUUUAUUCAUGUGCUGUUGUACGGAUCUUGCAUUAGAAAGCAGAGAUUAUGAAUUGUUGUUUGGCAAAAUGGAUCCCGUUACAGGAUUAUGUAGUCCCGGUUUAUUAGAUGAGUUUAAUAAUCCCCAUAUUGAUAGUAAGGUUAUAGCUCUAAAUGUGGCCGAGCAAUUAGUCAACAAAGGACUCUUUGAAGAUGCUAUCACAGUUUAUGAUAUUGCUGGGAACAUAGAAAAAGUUCUGGAACUGUUCUGUGUUCUGCUGGCUCAAGUGGUGAACAGUGGAGGUGGUGCGGGCGGGCUGCGGGAACGGCUGUCUCUGCUCGCGGACCACGUGUCCCAGCGCCUUCGAUACGCAGACACCACAGCGCUGCCAGCUGCACUACUGGAGGCAUAUGUCAAGCUAUGCAAGCUCAUGACGUUCUUCGAUCAGUUCCAUAGUGAUAACUUUGAAGGAGCUCUCGAGACGUUACGAGAGUGUGAGUUAGUCCCGCUCAGUGCGGGUGAGCUUGAGAGUCGGGUGUCUGCGGCGCGGUCGGCCCGCGGCGAGCUCUUACGUAGCCUGCCCGCCGUACUGCGCGCGCUGUGCCACAUACUGCUGGCCCAGCGACAGCGUCUGCGCAACGCACACGCACAUAAUCUACCCAUGCAUACCAAUAAGCAAGUGGAAUGGCUGCGGGAACAGGCCGAAGUACUCAAUACAUUUGCAGGCAACAUUGCAUAUAGAAUGCCCGGUGAUACUUACAGUCAAUUAGCACAGAUGCAAAUUUUGAUGCAUUAAUACAAAGUUAUAAAA
Molecule: messenger RNA, 2655 nt
Organism: Papilio machaon (common yellow swallowtail)
Lineage: Eukaryota; Metazoa; Arthropoda; Insecta; Lepidoptera; Papilionidae
Product: nuclear pore complex protein Nup93
Exons: 15
Coding region: 178-2640 (820 amino acids)
Biological process (GO): poly(A)+ mRNA export from nucleus; protein import into nucleus
Cellular component (GO): nuclear pore
Molecular function (GO): structural constituent of nuclear pore
Source: RefSeq, a predicted model, not a curated record